AAAAUAAAGAUCAACUAAUUUCCGCCAUUGAAAUUCCUUCAAAUGAUCGUAAGAAGUGAAGGAAUGAAAAUACCAUGGAUGAAUUUGAUCAAUUGCAUUGUGCUAGUUGUGUUUUGUUAUAGUAUUGAGGUAUGUAAUGGUCAGGAUUACGGCGGCGAGGAGGUGGUUAAGGCGGCGCCGCCGCCGGCGCAAGAGAAUUGCGACGGCGUAUUCGUGACGUACGCGUUUGAUAAUCGGGAAAGGGAAUAUCCUUUUGUGAAAAACGUAACGGCACAGGCAUGGGCUUUUACGUCGAUGUUGACGGUGAUAAAUACGGGUUUAUUUGAGCUGAAAUCAUGGAAAGUUCAGGUAGGGUUUCAGCAUAAUGAGGUUUUGAUUUCUACUGAUGGAGCUGUGGCUAUGGGCGGCGACGGAUUUCCGGUUAAAACCGGGAAAAACGGUACCGUUUUGGCUGGGUUCCCGCAGGCUGAUCUGAAAACGGCGAUUGAUACCGCCGGAGAUUUUACGCAGAUGGCGGCGCAGGUGAAGAUAAAAGGGACGCAAUUUGGGGUUCCGACGAAAUCAACUCCAAUGCCGAAGUCAAUUAAUCUCCUCAAUGAUGGAUACAAAUGCCCUGCUCCUAAGAAAUUCAAAACUUUUAUGCAGAUGUGCUGCAAAAAGGAUCCAAAGUUCAAGCCAAAAAAUACUUCCAUCAAGUUUAUGGAACGUCAAAACGGAGACCUUUCGUUCACAUAUGAUGUUCUAUCCGCGUUUGAGAACAAGUAUCAAGCUCAGGUCACCAUCGAUAACAUCAGUCCAUUAGGACGUCUUGAUCGUUGGAAUUUGACGUGGGAGUGGAUGAGGAACGAGUUCAUUUAUAGCAUGAAAGGUGCCUACACUCAUAAAAAAGACCCUUCUGAAUGCAUUUACGGACCUCAAGGACAAUACUACAAGGAUUUCGAUUUCAGUGUUGUCAUGAGUUGCCAAAAGAAGCCAGUCAUAUCCGAUCUGCCACCUGAAAUGGAAAAUAAUGACAAACUUGGCAAGUUACCAUUUUGUUGCAAAAAUGGAGCUCUCUUGCCAACUACUAUGAACGGGACUAAGGCUCGAUCUAUUUUCCAGAUGGAAGUUUUCAAACUUCCUCCUGAUAUGAACAGAACUGCCCUGUAUCCGCCUCAGAACUGGAAAAUCGAGGGUAGAGUUAAUCCGUCCUACAAAUGUGGCCCGCCUAUUAGAGUUGAUCCAACAGGAUUCCCUGAUCCUAGUAAAAUCGGAAUUACUCUUAAUGCUGUUGCUAGUUGGCAAAUCACUUGCAACAUUUCGCGUCCACAGCCAAAACAGGCGAAAUGCUGUGUUUCUUUCUCAGCUUUCUAUACUGACUCUGUUGUCCCCUGCAACACUUGUGCCUGUGGCUGUGAACAGACGUCUAAAUGUGACGGGAAUGCAAAGCCGUUGCCUCUCCCUGCACAAGCCCUUCUAGUCCCUUUCCAAGACAGGGAAAAAUUAGCUAAAGAAUGGAACAGGAUCAAGCAUUUAGGCGCAAUGCCAAAUAAACUCCCCUGUCCUGAUAACUGUGGAGUUAGUAUCAAUUGGCACUUGGAAAGCAAUUACAAAACUGGAUGGACGGCUCGUAUGACUCUCUUUAACUGGGGAAACGACCCGUUUGUAGACUGGUUCACAGCUGUUCAGAUGAAGAAGAAUAUUGGUGAUGGCUACGAAAACGUUUACUCAUUCAAUGGGACUAAGUUACCUCAACGAACCAACACAAUUUUUAUGCAAGGCUUGAAAGGAUUGACCUAUUUGGUUGGACAAGUGAAUGGAACUAAUCCUAAUAAGGAUCCAAAAGUACCUGGAAAACAACAAUCAGUGAUCUCAUUCUUGAAGAAAAAUACACCAAAUGUUAACAUUGAAGGUGGAGAUGGAUUCCCUUCUAAGGUGAUUUUCAACGGUGAAGAAUGCGCGCUACCACCAAAUUUUCCCAAAAGUCAUGCAGCAUUCAAAUCCCAAGUUGGUUUAUUGCCUGCAGUUUUGCUUGCUCUCCUCACUUUUCUUCUGUUGACAGACCAAUUCCACUGAUUUCCCAUCCUAUCAACUGGUUUCGGUUUCAAGAUUUUCUCUAGAGGCAAAAUGGAACUGAAGUUGGGAGUUGUAAAAGACAUGAUAUGGAAAUUACAAGACUUUGUAAACAAAGUUUUUAAGACAAGAAAA
Messenger RNA from Solanum tuberosum (potato), 2187 nucleotides. RefSeq names its product COBRA-like protein 10. Gene Ontology annotation, cellular component: membrane. NCBI's taxonomy places the organism in Eukaryota, Viridiplantae, Streptophyta, Magnoliopsida, Solanales, Solanaceae. The coding region runs from base 43 to 2055 and encodes 670 amino acids. The transcript has 3 exons. Gene Ontology annotation, biological process: cellulose microfibril organization. The record is from RefSeq and is a predicted model, not a curated record.